This is a messenger RNA of Aureococcus anophagefferens, 441 nucleotides long. RefSeq lists its product as hypothetical. Gene Ontology annotation, biological process: protein peptidyl-prolyl isomerization. The transcript has a single exon. The annotation marks the transcript as partial. Gene Ontology annotation, molecular function: peptidyl-prolyl cis-trans isomerase activity. NCBI's taxonomy places the organism in Eukaryota, Pelagophyceae, Pelagomonadales, Pelagomonadaceae. The record is from RefSeq and is a predicted model, not a curated record.
GUGCACCCGGAGUGGGCGCCCAUCGGCGCCGAGCGCAUGGAGGAGCUCGUCGACGCCGACUUCUUCGCGGGCUGCCGCUUCUUCCGCGUCGUGCCCGGCUUCGUCGCCCAGUUCGGCAUCCACGGCAAGCCCGCGGUGUCGGCGAUGUGGCGCGACAGGACGAUCCCGGACGACAACGUCACGCAGAGCAACAUCGCCUACUACGUGUCCUACGCCACGUCCGGCGCCGACUCGCGGACGACGCAGAUGUUCAUCAACCUCGUGGACAACGAGCAGCUCGACGCCAUGGGCUUCGCGCCGUUCGCGCGGAUCACGACGGGCCUCGACACCGUCGACGACAUCUACAGCGAGCACGGCGAGAAGCCCCACCAGGGCUACAUCCAGCAGGACGGCAACACCUACCUGAAGAAGAACUUCCCGAAGCUGUCCUACGUCGUCUCC